AUGGCUGUGGGUAAACUGCUCGCUCUGCUGGUUCUGCUCCAGUGCUCUGCAGCUUUGAUGGGAGCUGGAGUGAGGAGCUCCAUCAUUGGUGGGGGGGACGCCCCAAGAGGCAGGUGGCCCGGUUUGGUCUACCUUGACAUUGUCACAGACAGUGGAAAGAAAAAGUGGCACUGCAGUGGUUCAAUUCUCAAUCAGAAGUGGAUCCUGACUGCUGGGCGCUGCUGGGAUGAUGAAUUACGGACCAGGUGGGAUCGAACAGGAGUGUGGAUCGGCACAUAUGACCUGGACAUGCCAUCUGAACGUUACAUGAAUAUAGACCUUGUUGAUCGUCUACCUGAGUUCAGGGCUGCUGGCAAUGGCUUCAUCAAUGACAUCUCACUGAUAAAGUUAAAAAGCCGAAUAGAAUUCUCCAACACUGUUGCUCCAGUGAACUUACCCAACGAGGAUGAGACCUUCGAUUCUUCCUCUGAGUGUUGGAUCGCAGGCUGGUGGGGAAAAAUCAAUUCCCAGGGUGAGUACUCAAACACUCUACAGGAGAUGAAGGUUCGAAUUGUGUGUCAGACCAGAUGUGAAGCUGCGUUUCCAGGCCUGACUGAUAACAUGCUGUGUGUUGGCAGCCCUGCUGGAGGAAACUAUUCCUGCAACUGUGUCAAUUUUCAGCAUCCACCAGGAGACUACGGCAGCCCGCUCAUGUGCCGCACAGCCAGAGGCUUUGUGCAGGUGGGAAUCAUGAGCUUUCACAGUCCGGAUGAUUAUCGUAUCCCAGACCACUUUGGAAUCUACACUCAAGUCUCCAGUUAUAUGGACUACAUCACAACAUACACUUUUUUUGGCUAAUAUACCAAGAAGCAAGUAAAAAUAUCUGAACUAUAUCAACU
Messenger RNA from Poeciliopsis prolifica (blackstripe livebearer), 878 nucleotides. Its product is annotated as trypsin II-P29-like. The transcript has 5 exons. Gene Ontology annotation, molecular function: serine-type endopeptidase activity. The record is from RefSeq and is a predicted model, not a curated record. NCBI's taxonomy places the organism in Eukaryota, Metazoa, Chordata, Actinopteri, Cyprinodontiformes, Poeciliidae. Bases 1 to 837 code for a protein of 278 amino acids. Gene Ontology annotation, biological process: proteolysis.